Molecule: messenger RNA, 4218 nt
Organism: Entamoeba invadens IP1
Lineage: Eukaryota; Evosea; Mastigamoebida; Endamoebidae
Product: protein serine/threonine kinase, putative
Exons: 1
Coding region: 1-4218 (1405 amino acids)
Biological process (GO): protein phosphorylation
Molecular function (GO): protein kinase activity; ATP binding
Source: RefSeq, a predicted model, not a curated record
AUGAAAACAACUAUGAUUGCUGAUAGAAUACUUGUAUACUUCCUUAUUUGCUACUGUUGUUGUAUAGAAUUACCAAUAACGUCUCUUAGUGGAGAUCAGGUGUUUGAAAUCAAUGACGGACAAACAUACACAUCAGGAUAUGAAAUUACUUUAAAUGACAACUCACAAUUCAUUAUAUCCAAUUACACAACACUCAUAUGUAACAACAAAAUAUUUUUGAAUAACAACUCCACACUCAUAAUAAAAGAUAACUCAUCAUUUUUUGUCAACGAGAAUUUGUCGAUGAGUGCAAAGUCCUCACUUGUUGUUAUGAACAGUUCAUAUAUUAGGGCAAAUAAUUUAAUACUCAAAGAAUCAUCAAAUAUCAAAUUCUAUGACAACUCAACGUGUAACCAAUCAAAAUUCGAUCUUGUUGGAAUUUCAUUGGUUGAGCUGAAUGGUGCAUCGAAGAUUAAUGCAAACGAAUUUAAAAUGGCUGGAAAUGCCAAUGUUAUCUGCAAAAAUACAACAUAUUUUCAAAUAAACAGUUUCACAAUUGAUGGUAAUGCCAGUUGUACAUUGAUUGGAAGUUCUAUUUUUUACUCUUCAAAUACCAUCGAAUUUAAAGCAAAUAGCCAAGUCAUUCUUUUCGACAAUUCACUUUUUAGAUCAGAAAACGAAAUUAAAAUAUCUUCUACAAAAGGGGCUGUGUUAUAUAACAAUUCAAAAAUGUUUGGUAGUAAAAAUUUUGAAAUUAAAGGAUCGUCGUUUGUGGAGUUGAAUUCGAAUGCUGGUGUAGAGACUGGUGGGGAUUUUAAAAUCAAUGAAAAUUCAAAUUUGUAUUUACGAGGAGAAAAUGACCAGAAGGUUGUCAUUUCUAAGAAACUAAUUUGUGACAAUGGCGUUUUAACAUCAUUUGGUAACUCAUACAUUUCUAUAAACGAUGAAUUGUCACUUGGUGGUAAUUGUAAAGUUAAUUUUACAGCACGGACUAUACGUGAUAUCCCUUUCUUUCAAGUAAAUAAAGUCAGUAACUUUUCUGGUACAAUAUUGGCUCAUGACAAUCAAUUUGAUAUUGCCUUUGCAUAUCCUGAUCAAAUAAUAACAGGUAUAACAACUAAUAAUGAUGUCAAAAUGGUACAAAACAAUCGAUUGGCAAGAUUUGGCGAUUCCACAAAGAUAUUUUGCCAUUUGGGGAUGUCGAGUCCGGGAGAUGUUGAAUACAUUGAAUCGUAUUGCCCAUGUAGUGGUGUUGACUGUUAUAUAACACCACUGAGUUCUGUCACAUCUUUCAAAGUUGACAUUGCAAGUGAUGUUUUGCAAACUAAAAAGUCUUAUGAGAUAGGAAACACUUUUAAUGAAGUUGUUGUUUUGGGAAGUAACAAUUUAUUUUCUUUUGCAAAAACGGACGGUGUAGUCAUGUAUUCCAACAACAAAAACAGUGUUUCUAUUCAGAUGAAUGAAAUGACCAAAGAGGUGCUUUUCAUAUCAAAUUCUUCGUUUUUAAUUUCACAACAAUUUAAACAAACAUGUAAUUACUGUUAUACAAAGAAUGGAGAUGUGACUUGCAAUAAUUGUACCAAUGAAUGUCCAGAUUACAAAUACAAUGCAACUGGGAAAGAGUGUUCUUCUUGUCAAGACCUAAAUUGUGAGAGUUGUACAAUUGGUGUUGAUGUCUGUCUGAAGUGUGGUGGUGGGUAUUACUUAAUUAAUGGCAAAUGUGACACAAUUCCACAAUGUCAGUUGAUUCAAGUUAAUAGAUGUCGAAAGUGUGAUAAUGGUUAUAUAUUGAAAGAGAUGAAAUGUGUGACAGUAGAUAAUUGUGUUGAUGAGAAAGUUGAUGGAAGUUGUUUGAUUUGUGAUUAUAAAGACAACACAGUUAAUAUCAAUGGAAAUUGUGAACACGUUGACAACACCAAAAUCGUUCAUCAAACUGUUAUUUCGUGUGAGAGUGGCUUUGUAUUAAACAAGUCCCUCUGCAACAAAUGUGAUUCAACUUAUCCAAAUUCUGUGUUGUGUGAAAAUGGAAAAACAACAAAAUGUGAUGACAAAAGCAAAAUGAGUUUAAGUGGAACUUGUGAAAUUGAUUCCUGUGUGAGUCCAAAUGAUGAAAAUGGGAAGUGUACACCUGAAAUAGAUGGCUGUUCGAAAUACACAAACACACGAUGUGUAGAGUGUCAAAGCAAUAUGAUUCUUUCUCAAAACACGUGUAUACAAAAAGAAGUUAAUAAUUGCACACAAAUGAAAUCAACAAAAUGUGUGAGAUGUGAAGAUGGUUAUUACAUUGAUGAAACGACGAAUGGUGAAUGUUCAAGUUGUGAUACAAACUGUAAGACGUGCAUUUCCAACUCAACUUUCUGUCUUUCGUGCAACGACAAACAGUUUCUGAGCAAUCACAAGUGUCUAACAAAUGAAGACCUGGAAAAUGUAUGCACGCAGUUUGUGCCAUCAGGUGGGUGUGUGAAGUGUAUUAAUGGUUAUUACAGAAACGGACUUUCAUGUGAGAAGUGUGACGUCAAAUGUGGCACUUGCAACAACAAAGAAAUGUGUUUGAUGUGCAAUGAAACAAAUUACAAAACAGCAAAUAAUGAAUGUAAACCACAAAGCGACGUUAUUGGGUGUAAAGUGGAAGUGACACAAAAUGGGUGUUUACAGUGUUCUGAUGGGUAUUACACAGUCAACACAAAUGAAUGUGGAAAGUGCGAUGAAAGUUGUUUGACAUGUUUGUUAUUAAACAACAAGUGCACGUCUUGUGGUGACACACAAGUUUUGGUAGACUCAAAAUGUCUUAAUGUGUCUGCAAUUAGUAAUUGUAAUGAAGUAACCAAAUCAAAAUGCUCCAAAUGCACUUUUUGGCACGUUCCCAGUGAUGAUGGCACUUAUUGCAACUCGAAAGCUGUUUGGUGGGUCAUUCUGAUUAUCGUUUUAUUUCUACUUUUAGUAGUUAUUAUAGUAAUUAUUCUUAUUAUGAUAUUAUUUAAUUAUUUAUUGCAACGCAAACACGAAAAGAAACUUGAGAAGACUACGACUCUAUUCUCAAUGAAUAAAUCGAACAUUCAGUUUGUCCGUUUGCCGAGUGGUAUUUGUAUCUCUCCUGAUCAAAUUGAUUUGAAUUUGGAAGUCCAAGAGCUACCAAUUGAGACCGAAACGAAAGUCUUAUUUUGUGUUGGGAACACCAAAAAGAUGAGUCUAAAAGUCCAAUUUUCACUGAAAAGUGAUGUCACAAAAUUUACAAUGAAGUGUUCACCGGAUAUAGUGACUCUUAAGAAGGGUUUUGCGUGUGAAUUUAGCAUUGGUAUUACUCCAAUUUGCACUUCUAAAAUCGACACAACACUUCUUGUCAUUUCCAAGUCACUGAAAGAUGGCAAAGAAAAUUACAAUGAAGUCAAAAUGGUUGGGGUCACUGCCCAAUCCAGUCGAAUCGACCCAGAAGAAUUACAAGAGGAGAAGAUACUUGGCGAAGGAUCGUUUGGAAUUGUCGUCAAAGGCACAUUCAGAAAUAAUACCGUCGCUAUUAAAAAGAUGAAAGAAGUUUCUAAUGAGAAAGUUGCAAUGGCUGAAUUUACAAAGGAAGUUGAGAUGUUGGACAAAUUUAGGAGUGAGUAUAUCGUCCAUUUCUAUGGCGCUGUUUUUAUACCAAACAAAGUGUGUAUGGUCACUGAAUUUGCACCAUUUGGGUCGUUACAAGACUUAAUUAGCAAAAGAAAGUCGAAUGAGGUUAAUAUAAAAUUGAAGAUCAAAUUUAUGUUAGACGCAUCAAAAGGUCUUUUGUAUUUACAUGAAAAUGGAAUAUUACACAGAGACAUCAAACCAGACAACAUUCUUGUGUUUUCUUUGGAUUUGAACGACACGGUGAACGCGAAAUUGACGGAUUUUGGGAGUGCGAGGAAUAUUAAUUUGAUGAUGACUAACAUGACAUUCACUAAAGGUAUCGGGUCACCAACUUACAUGGCGCCUGAAAUAUUGAAGAAAGAACAUUACAAGAAACCGGCUGAUAUAUUUUCGUUUGCUAUCACCCUGUAUGAGUGCUUUGGAUGGUGCAAUGCAUACUCAGAAAAAGAGUUCAAGUUUCCAUGGAAAAUAGCUGAGUUUGUCACAAGUAGUAAAAGACUUGAAAAAUUAAGUUCGAUGUCUGAGGAACAAUUUGAAUUAAUCAAUAUGUGUUGGAAACAAAAUUCAAAAGAACGAAUAGAAAUCCAAAAAGUUGUUAUUUUGAUAAAUGGGUUAAUUGAUAAUUAA